Humulus lupulus (European hop) is the source of this 2057-nucleotide messenger RNA. RefSeq names its product receptor-like protein 53. Bases 19 to 1842 code for a protein of 607 amino acids. The record is from RefSeq and is a predicted model, not a curated record. NCBI's taxonomy places the organism in Eukaryota, Viridiplantae, Streptophyta, Magnoliopsida, Rosales, Cannabaceae. The transcript is spliced from 6 exons.
UGAAAGUGGGGAGAUGAAAUGAAAGAACAAGGUACCGACCUUGAGAAGCAAGCAAUGGAGACCCAACUGGUAAAACUUUGCAUUGAGGCGGCGUGUGAGAGCAGAGACAGCGUGGAGCAAUGGCGGAAGCAGAAGCGAACUCUCGAGCGCCUACCUUCUCACCUCGCCGACGCUCUGCUUCGCCGCCUUCUCUCUCGUCGUCUCCUCUACCCUUCAUUACUCGAAAUUUUCAGAGAAACUGUGGAGGAGGUUGAUCUCAGAGAUCAAAACUACAUCGAUGCAGAAUGGAUGGCGUAUAUUGGAGCCUUUAAGUGUUUGCGUUCUUUGAAAGUUGCCGAUUGCACUAGGCUCAACAACUCUGCUCUUUGGGCCAUUACAGGGAUGACGAGAUUGAAGGAGUUGGAUCUUUCUAGAUGUUCUAAGGUCAAUGAUGCUGGUUUUAGUCAUGUUUUAUCGAUUUCGAGUUUGGAGAAGUUAUCUGUUUCGAAAACUGGUCUUACUGCUAAGGGACUCAAGCAUCUUUCUUCGCUUAGGAACUUGUCUUUGUUGGACUUGGGUGGUUUGCCUGCCAAUGAUAUGACAUUGAACUCACUUAAGGGACUCACAAAACUACAGUACCUCGAUCUUUGGGGAAGUGAAAUAUCAGACCAAGGGGCUUGUGUUCUUCAAGUGCUACCCAGUUUGAGUUUCUUGAAUCUAACUUGGACCAAUGUUAGGAACUUGCCAAACUUGUUGUCACUCGAGUGCCUGAACAUGAGUAACUGUACAAUUGAAUCUCUACUUAAAGGGGGUGGUGAUAAAGCUCCUUUAACUAAACUUGUUAUCUCUGGUGCCACCUUUGUAGACGACUCUGAAGCCUUUAUGCAUACCGAAAUGAGCUUUCUGACCUAUCUUGAUCUAUCAAACUCGUCACUUCGCACAUUCCACUUCUUAUCUCGUCUGAACAUGCUGGAACAUUUGAAUCUCAGCUCCACCGUGGUGGGAGAUGACGAAGCUGAAGAGAUCGCAAGUAUAGGAGAAAAUUUGAGGUAUCUCAACCUUAGCAAGACGAAAGUGAGCAACACUGGAAUAGAAAUCUUAACUGGACAUGCUCCCAAACUCGAAAUAUUAUACUUAUCUGAUACAUCAGUUGAUGAUAUAGCCAUCUCGUACAUCAGCCUAAUGCCCUCUCUGAAAGAUAUUGACUUGAGCAAUACAAACAUUAAAGGUCUCAUUUACCAAGCUGGUGGCCCUGAGAUGGAUCCAAUUUUGUCAUUGCAAGAACUGCAAAGACUCAAGAAUUUGAAAAAGUUGAAUUUGGAGGGAACCCAAGUGAGGGAUGCAGCUCUGUACUCUGUGUCAAGCUUGCUUGAGUUAACCCAUUUAUCACUCAGAGAUGCAUCUCUUACAGACAUCUCUCUAUCCUACAUGUCAUCUUUAACAAAAUUAACAAAUCUAGGCAUACACGACGCUGUGCUUACAAACUCGGGGCUGCACUCAUUUCAACCCCCAGCUUCGCUGAAAAUGAUGGAUGUUAUGGGCUGUUGGCUCUUGACUAAGGAUGAUAUCGUUUCAUUUUGUAAAACUCAUCCUCAGAUCGAAGUAAGACACGAACAUGUUCAUGUCGUUCCGUCAGACCAAAGCUGUUUGAACCGUCCAUCUCCUUCCCGAUCAACUUCCAAGACAACAACACAAUCGCGUCAGCAGAAUAGAAAGAUACCCAUGUCUCCUUGUUUUGUAGAUCAAAGGUUGAAGUACAGCAGGGAAGAGCUACUUGGGCUGCAGCAAUUUUCAUCUUUAUCCCUUGCACCGUCUCCUCGCGAUGGAGAAGCUUCGACGAUUGGAAACUCGCCAUUGGAUUAGCUAGAAUUGCUUCUCAAAAUGUUGUUGUACUAUAACCAAUGUAGUCUAAUUGAUAAAACACAGUUUUUUCUUUUCACUCUCUCGGUACUCCAUUUUUUUUAUGAUUAUUAGGAAAAGGCUUAUUAGGAUUUUUUCAUACAAACUAUUACAACUACUAAAUCAUGUCGCCUGAAUCUUUUGGCUUGAUAAAAAUUCUUCUUGAACUAUUCACAUUA